Molecule: messenger RNA, 843 nt
Organism: Phytophthora megakarya
Lineage: Eukaryota; Oomycota; Peronosporomycetes; Peronosporales; Peronosporaceae
Source: the annotation of a GenBank genome assembly
AUGGUUUACCCGAUGCCGCUGAUCAACGAUCUACUGGAGGAUCUCGAGUCUACAUUAUGGUAUUGCGCACUGGAUAUGGCUAGCGGAUUCUGGGUGGUGAAGAUGACGGAUCGGGCCCGCCUGAUCUCGGCCUUUAUUACCCCAUUUGGACUUUUCGAAUGGAAUUGGAUACCUUUCGGGCGGAAGAAUGCGCCGCAGAUCUACCAGCGGAUGAUCGACAAUGCCCUGUGUGGGUUCACUCGGAUCCCAAAAAUGGGAGGUGAUCUGGAGCAUCUGGAUGUAUUUGAGGCCGGAGAACCCGAAGAUCCGGGUAAGCCAUCGGUGUUAGGACGCCGAUCCUACAUCGACGACAUCUUAGUGCCAGUGGAUAAUUGGGAUCAGCUAUGCGACCGAGUCGAAGAUCUGCUGGAGGCGUGCGACAAAUGGAACUUGUCGAUCAGCGUUGUCAAGAGUUUCUGGGGCAUGCCCAAUGUGGAAUACCUCGGUCAUAAGGUAUCGCACAAUGGACUGGAGGCAAACCCGAAGGAUCUGCCGGCUCGCUUCAUCGACGAUUACGCGAUUUACGCGUCUGUGCUGUAUGAGUUGAGGGAGAUCGACUAUGCUGCGAUGGAGAAGGGCACGAAUCAAAGCCGGAUCCAGCUAGCACUAGCGUCGGAAUCCUCGGAUCCAGACAUGUUGACUAAGGACCUGACAAGUCCACGACCAUCGGAUCCGGAUCCGCGGAGUCUGGAUCCUGAACUUAGCAAGCAAGAUCCGGACCUAGUGGCACCGGAUUCGAGGCCCGAUUGCAGGAAGGUGUCGAAUCCCGAGAAGGACAAUCUUGCGGAUCUAGAUCCCCGGUGA